Molecule: messenger RNA, 3213 nt
Organism: Amphiprion ocellaris (clown anemonefish)
Lineage: Eukaryota; Metazoa; Chordata; Actinopteri; Pomacentridae
Product: inositol-tetrakisphosphate 1-kinase-like
Exons: 10
Coding region: 119-1219 (366 amino acids)
Biological process (GO): inositol trisphosphate metabolic process
Cellular component (GO): cytoplasm
Molecular function (GO): inositol-1,3,4-trisphosphate 6-kinase activity; inositol-1,3,4-trisphosphate 5-kinase activity; ATP binding
Source: RefSeq, a predicted model, not a curated record
AGCCACCCGGAAGUACAGACACUUCACCAGUCAGACCGCUCUGCUCACCUGACUGCACGCUUUACAGACCGGAGCUGAGACUCCGGGGAUCGGGAGAAGUUUUAGGGGGGAGGGAUGAAUGGGUGAGAGAGGCGUCGACCCUCCCGUCCCCCUGUAUAUCUGUCUGUGUGUCUCUGUGUGUGUCUGUCUGAGAGUCACUUGGCUCCUGGUGGCCCUGGACUCUGAGCCCCAUGUCAGGCCGCAGGGUUGGGUUCUGUCUGAGCGACAAGAAGCGCAGGAGGAUGAACCUGGACGCUUUUGCAGAGUUCUCAAUCAUGGAGUGGAAGUGGUGGAGAUUGACCUCACUCAGCCGCUGGUACCUCAAGGACCCUUUGACAUCAUUGUUCACAAGCUGUCUGAUGUCAUCGUGGAGGCGGAACACAACAGCCAAUCACAGCAGCUCCUUGCCAAUUUCCAGAGCUAUGUGUCAGCUCAUCCCAGUACGAUCCUGCUGGACCCCCUGCCCGCCAUGACUCAGCUACUGGACCGCUUUGCCUCCUAUCGGAUAAUGAGCAAGCUGCACAACUCACUCCGAGACUGGCGCAUCUGUAGUCCUCCCUACCUGGAGAUCCACAGUGCCACUGACCUGUCAUCCAUUCAACAGACUCUAACAGCUCAGAACCUCAGCUUCCCUCUCAUUUGUAAAACCAGAGUAGCACAUGGCUCGCUUUCCCAUGAAAUGUCCCUGAUCUUCAGUGUAGGCAGCCUGGCUGAUAUCCGUCCUCCCUGUGUGCUCCAGAGCUUUGUGAACCAUGGGGCUGUUCUACACAAGGUGUUUGUGGUAGGAGACAGACACUACUGCGUAGAGAGACCCUCACUCAAGAACUUCCCCUCCGGUCCCUGUGACAGGGACACCAUCUUCUUCAACAGCCAUCAGGUAUCCAAACCAGAGUCCAGCUCUGAUCUCACAGCUCUGGAUGAGGAGAUGCCGUGCCUGCCUCCCCCCAGCUUUGAAGCAGUGGCCGCCCUGGUCCGGAAGCUCCGAGCUCAGCUGGGCAUGGCCCUGUUUGGUGUGGACAUCAUCAUCAACAUCCACACGCACACGCUCACCGUCAUCGACAUCAACAUCUUCCCAGGUUAUGAGGGCGUACCACAGUUUUUCUCCUCGCUGCUCAGCCACAUCAAGUCAGUGUUGGACAAACACACCUCUGCUGGACCUCAGGCCACCGGCUCUGCUUAGUCAACACAGACUGCAGGUCCUUCUUCUGUCAGUGUUUCAUCAGAGGACAAACAACAUUCCUUAGAAUGAGUGUUUUUACUGAGUUUGGUGGACCAAACUCAGCUCUUUUGCUUCAGUAGUUGUAAUGGGUAAACUUGAUGCUAAACUUUAUAAUAACUUCUCCUGCUCUGUUUAAGGUGACAGACAAAACAGGCAACACAAGGUGGUUUGAUACACUUUCCGUUUAUUGGUUGACAGGUAGCAUAGAAGAAGAUACAGCAGGCACAAAAUACAGCACUCUGAUUGGCCAGUAAUAUUACAAAUGAUGUUUUUCUGAUCAUUUUUUCCCCCCAGUUGUUUGAACUGUCUUCUAUGCCCAGUAUGCCACCCCCACCACAGACAUUUCCCACAGCUUUGUUUGCUGGUUUGUCGGAUCGAUUUUGUGGAAACAUUUUUGCACUUCUAUAGAAAAAGAAAACUACAGUACAUUCAUUUUUGAUUUAAGUGAACAAACAUCUCUUUGUAACGGACAGCAAUGAGCUCCUCAGCGUUGACUGAUAAUGCGUUUUAUCACUACAUGUUUACACAAGUCCACCGGCUACUUUGCCAGUGUCGGAAUACAUAAAUGUGUUGUAAUUCUUGGCUGUGUAGAAAAAAAAGAGAGAUUAUAUUUGCUAUAUGAGUACUAUAUGAUGCACUUUGAUUACAUGUUAAAAUACAAGAAAUUCAUUAUUUGGCUAAUUAUUGCAUUCACAUGUGCUGUAGUCUAUAUUGUGUUAUUUAUUGCGGAAAGUGGGCCUCCAGUAAUAACCCUGUCAAUCCUGCACCGUGUGCAUGUCUACCCAGUGUCCUCUUGGGGGCGCUGUUGCUUCAUAUUUCCUAUGACCUUGGCUUACAGACCUCAAAUGUGAUAUUUACACAAAUGAUGGAACAGCCAUGAAAACUGUGAUGGAGCGACGGUGUUAUUGUCAGUGUUGCUGUUACCAAAAGACAACAAAUGGCUUUAGUGUCUCCCUCCUCCUUCCCUCCGCUCCUCCUUGGCUUGUUAAGAUAAGAGUGCAAAGCUGGCUGAGAACCCGAAGUGACACUUUUAGACCUUGUAAGCUCUAAGUACAUCGCAUCCUGUUUCCACAACCAACCACACAAAAGACAAACUGAACACCUGACGUACAUGUAGGUGCGCAGAAUGACAAUCUACCUCCGUUUUGUGUGUGUGUGUGGGUUUUUUUUGUUUUUUUUUUGCUCGUGUCACCUGGGUUCGUCACAAACAGUCUGGUUUUAACAGUGCGUGAGCCAAAUGAAACACAAUCCCUGUUUCUACUUUAUCGUCAAGGAAAUGAAGAGGAAAUAAUCACUUACUCCUGUGUAGAAAUAUUAGUAAUACGUAUUGUUAACAGUCGGAACAGCUUACACAUAGUUAUCAAUUAUUGCACAAAAUAUAUAUUAAAAUACACUUAUUACUUAUUGUACGGAGCCUGUUUUUCCCUUCUCAAAGAUGAGACCUCCAGAGAAAAGAAGCUCUGGUUACCAGCAUUCAUGACUCUACAAUCAAACUAACAUUUGAAUGAAAGUGCUGAAUGUGUUGCAUCCAUUACAACUAUAGUGAAAUCACCUGUCUACCUUACAAACAGCAUUUACAGGUACUCAGACAGGGACACCAGUGAUGAUCACGAGCUUUCAGAUUCUCUGGGAAACUGCGUCUCUUUUUCUUCAAUGCAAAUGUGCAUUCAAAUAAGUUAACAGUGACAGCCUUUUCCAGGAAAUCUAAAAGUAGAAAUGGAACGACAGUAUGUACAGUUUCUACAAAUGUCCAUUUACAGAUUCACAUCUAAAGACAUUUCUCUGAGUGCUGAAGGGAUUUGAAGGCUGUUAAAUGGAAAAUGUGUGAGUUGAAUGUUUGACUGUGAACGCAAGAAAGGGUUUUGUCAGUCUGUUGUGUGCGUCACUGUGUGUGUGUGUGUGUGUGUGUGUGUGUGUGUGUGUGUGUGUGUGUGUGUGUGUGUGUGUGUGUGUGU